CUGACGUAUGAGUUGCACACGGGAGCGGAGACGCGCAGCGAGUCCAGUUCAAUAACGGGUUUCUCUCGACAGUGACGUGGACCUGUACAGCGCCACACAGCACACAGAUGAGACACAGAGGAGACACAGGUGAGACACAGGUGAGACACAGAUGAGGCUGGCAAUUAGUGACCAGUCCGAUCAACGCCCUUCUCACUGUGACACGUGACCUACUGACAUGGCACAUCAUAGGUCAGGAUCUGCCCCUAUGGUGGUGUAUACUCGCACUCGAUCUGCCCCUAUGGUGGUGUAUACUCGCACUCAAUCAAUGUCUCCACCGAGGUUGCCAGAACAACGAGCUCAGUCGAUGUCCCCACCGAGAAUGUCAGAGCAACGAGCUCAAUCACAGUCCCCACCGAGAAUGGGUUCCCUUCGAAAACAGUCCAAGUCUCCACCCAGAGUGAGAGAACAGCGAACUGGAUCUGCCCCUAUGGUGGUGUAUACUCGCACUCAAUCAAUGUCUCCACCGAGGUUGCCAGAACAACGAGCUCAGUCGAUGUCCCCACCGAGAAUGUCAGAGCAACGAGCUCAAUCACAGUCCCCACCGAGAAUGGGUUCCCUUCGAAAACAGUCCAAGUCUCCACCCAGAGUGAGAGAACAGCGAACUGAAUCCAAGUCCCCGCCGAGACUUGCCGAAGAAGACGGGGCUCAGUCAACGUCUCCACCGAGGUCCAGAUCUAGAGGUCACCAUCGUCCAAGAGACUCGAGUGACCCACAGUCUGCAGGAAGUGAGAAAACACAAAACUCAGGGAGGACACGGGGGAAACACAGACGAGCGACACCCACUCCAUCACAACGACCCGAACCAGCUGAUUCUGACCUCCACGCUGCCUGCUGGACGGGGAACAUGGCGGCGGUGAAGCGCAUGCUGUCCCAGGGUCAGUCGGACAUCGGCGGUAGGGGGGGACUGUUGAGGAUGACACCGGUGAUGACCGCAGCGUAUGAGGGACAAGUAGAUGUGGUGAAGAUCAUGGUGAGUGAAGGGGCUGAUGUGUCACUGGUGGACGAGUACGGUGACAACAUCCUUCACUUCGCCUGUGUUGGAGGAGAUGUGGAGACGGUGAAGUUUAUGCUGUCUCUGCACGUGGUGGACAACAACAGUAGAGGAGGGGGGAGCCUGACACCGGUGAUGAAGGCAGCAUGGAAUGGACAGAGAGACGUGGUGGAGCUCCUGGUGAGUGAAGGGGCUGAUGUGUCACUGGUGGACGAGGUCGGUGACAACAUCCUUCACUGGGCCUGUAUAGGUGGAGAUGUGGAGACGGUGAAGUUUAUGCUGUCUCUGAACGUGGCGGACAUCAACAGUAGAGGACGGUGGAGCAGGACACCGGUGAUGGAGGCGGCAUGGAAUGGACAGAGAGACGUGGUGGAGCUCCUGGUGAGUGAAGGGGCUGAUGUGUCACUGGUGGACGAGGUCGGUAACAAUAUCCUUUACUACGCCUGUCUUGGAGGACAUGUGGAGACGGUGAAGUUUGUGCUGUCUCUGAACGUGGUGGACAUCGACGCCAGGAACAACGCCGGUCAGACAGCGGCCGACGUGGCGAGACGUGCGGGACAUGAGGAAGUUGUGAAACUUUUGUAGCCGCCAUGGUGUCACGUGAUGUAAAUAGGAGAAAAUGUUGGAUCGUGGCGGUCACCUGGGCCCACUUGCACAAAGCAAUCUUAGCGUUAAGGUGAUCUUAACUCCCAUACUUUAACAUAGGCUUACAAUAGGCUUAGCGCUAAGAUCGCUUUGUGCAAGUGGGCCCUGAAGUGAGUGUGGUGUUUGUGUAGACAGUGAAGGAGGACAUGUUACACACAGUGACGUGGUGUGCGUUCACGUCGUCGUGUUUUAUAUUUCAGGAUUAGGUGAGAAUGUUUGUUGUGUUUGAUGAUAAAUAAACUUGUUGAAAACA
This is a messenger RNA of Haliotis rufescens (red abalone), 1931 nucleotides long. RefSeq names its product inversin-like. The coding region runs from base 218 to 1618 and encodes 466 amino acids. Gene Ontology annotation, molecular function: transcription cis-regulatory region binding; protein binding. Gene Ontology annotation, biological process: positive regulation of transcription by RNA polymerase II. The transcript has 17 exons. Lineage: Eukaryota; Metazoa; Mollusca; Gastropoda; Lepetellida; Haliotidae. The record is from RefSeq and is a predicted model, not a curated record. Gene Ontology annotation, cellular component: cytoplasm; nucleus.